Mirounga angustirostris (Northern elephant seal) is the source of this 972-nucleotide messenger RNA. It is a transcript of the gene CUNH13orf42, whose product is annotated as chromosome unknown C13orf42 homolog. NCBI's taxonomy places the organism in Eukaryota, Metazoa, Chordata, Mammalia, Carnivora, Phocidae. The transcript is spliced from 4 exons. Bases 1 to 972 code for a protein of 323 amino acids. The record is from RefSeq and is a predicted model, not a curated record.
AUGUUCAGAAGGCUGCACUCGAUCUUCAACUCCGGGCCGCAGAGGAAGGCGGACGUGGCCGAGAGCCCCUACUCGGACAGAGCCAGCCCCACCGUGAGGCUGAUCCGCAGCAGCUCCAUGUACGUGGUCGGGGACCACGGAGAGAAAUUCAGCGAGUCCUUGAAGAAAUGCAAAAGCCCCAGCAGCACGGACACCAGCCUGUCCUACCUGCAGCAGGAGGGGGACCGGGCGUGGAUGUACUCGCGCACCCAGGACUGCCUGCAGUACUUGCAGGAGCUGUUGGCCUUGCGGAAGAAAUACCUCAGCAGCCUGGACGGCCUGAAGCCCCGCCGCGCCCACGGCCUCUCCUCUACCUCCUCUAAGUCCUCCAAGAGAGGGGAGACGGCCCCUGGCCAGUCCACCUCCAAAGACAGAAAGCAGAAAGCAACCCCAAAGAAAUGCUCCCAGUUCAGCGCAGAUGUGGCCGAGGCCAUGGCCUUCUUUGAUUCCAUCAUUGCGGAACUGGAUACAGAGAAGCGGCCCCAGGCUGCUGAGGCAGAGCCUCCAAAUGAGGACGUGGACUUUGAUGUGGCCACCAGCUCCCGGGAGCACAGCUUGCACUCCAACUGGAUCCUGCGGGUGCCACGCCGGCACUCGGAGGACAUCGCUGCGCGUGCUGUGCACGGGACACAUGGCCAGUCUCGAAGGACCAUGGAGUGCAGGACCAUUGGCACUCAGAGGAGACUCGAGAGGCACCCCAUUUACUUGCCCAAGGCUGUGGAAGGGGCAUUCAGCACCUUGAAAUUUAAGCCCAAAGCCUGCAAAAAAGACCUGGGGAGCCCCAGACAGAUCCUCUUCAACUUCUCAGGAGAAGACAUGGAAUGGGAUGCAGAGCUCUUUGUGCUGGACCCCCUGGCGUCUCCGGGGGAGGACUUCCAUGAGACCGAGAACCCCAAAGGGCAGUGGCUGCUUCGAGAGAAACUCUGGGAGUGA